Messenger RNA from Saxophila tyrrhenica, 348 nucleotides. RefSeq lists its product as uncharacterized. Bases 1 to 348 code for a protein of 115 amino acids. NCBI's taxonomy places the organism in Eukaryota, Fungi, Ascomycota, Dothideomycetes, Mycosphaerellales, Extremaceae. The transcript is spliced from 2 exons. The record is from RefSeq and is a predicted model, not a curated record.
AUGGCGGAAGAAAGCAAGAAUGUUCAUGGAGGUCCCCUCUCCUUCUUCGCCAAAGGCGUCGGCUUCGCCAAAGACGGCUACUGCCGGACCGCCGAAGGCGACAAGCGUCACCUCUCCGUCGCCGCCAUCAUGAGCCAUGCCUUUCAUCAAUCCGAGUACGGCGACGACGAUUACAAGGGCAUCUCGGCGGGGGAGAAGACGUGUAUCUCUGCGCACGACUUCAAGGAGGCGAUUAGGGAGAUGGGGCCAGAUCUUGGGCCAAAAAUCCUGCUUUCCAGUACCCAUGAGCAGGCGCUGGAUGUUGUGAGUUUGGCGGAGUUGAAGAGGUAUGCGACCAAGGAGAAGUGA